Messenger RNA from Fragaria vesca subsp. vesca, 857 nucleotides. RefSeq names its product stromal cell-derived factor 2-like protein-like. The transcript has 2 exons. The coding region runs from base 36 to 473 and encodes 145 amino acids. The record is from RefSeq and is a predicted model, not a curated record. NCBI's taxonomy places the organism in Eukaryota, Viridiplantae, Streptophyta, Magnoliopsida, Rosales, Rosaceae.
GGUUUUCCUCUCUCUCUCUCUCUUCCCUUCCAAUCAUGAGUGCCACUGCCACCGCCACUGCCACCGCUCUGCACUCACCGGGUCAGGGAAGAAUCACUAUUCCCAGCCGGGCUUCGAAGCCUCAGUUUCCCUUUUGGCAACAGACCUGGUUCAUAGCCUUGCUCUUCGCCAUGGCCGUCGGCUUUCUCUGCCUUGCUGUCUUCCUCUUCCUCGGCCUCGAUCUCGAUACAGGCUACGGCGCCACCACCCCCACCGCUGAGGGCGUCGAGAUCACAUACGACAGUGUGCUGAAGCUUAUGCACGAGAGGACCAAGUUUCGGCUGCACUCCCACGACAUGUCGUAUGGCUCUGGCAGUGGCCAGCAGUCUGUCACUGCGUUUCCAAAUGUCGACGAUGCUAACAGCUACUGGGUACGGUAUUCGCUACAGUUUGUUCAAUUUACGUAUCAUGCUUUUCGAUUGGUCAAUAAGUGAUUAUUGGGUAAUUACUGGGUUUCAGUAACUGAAAACUAAGUGAUUACUGAGUGUCAGUAACUGAAAACUAAGUGAUUACUAGGUGUCAGUAACUAGUUAUUGGGUGUCAAUAAUUUAUCAAUAACUGGUUACUUAGGUUAGUAACUGGUUAUUAUGGGUCAUUAACUGGUCAGUAACUGGUUAUUGGGGGUCAGUAACUGGUUACAGGGGAAAAUCCGGUGACCGGAAUCCGGCGGUCGGGGAAAUUCCGGUGACCAGAGUCCGGCAGUCUGGAAAAUUCCGGUGACCGGAGUCUGACGGCCGGUGACCGAAGUCCGAGGUUCCGGCCAAGUCUUUUCAUGUUGAAGAAGUGGGGGCAAAAUAGUCUUAAAUAAUAUGAUUUGU